This is a messenger RNA of Anopheles funestus (African malaria mosquito), 14798 nucleotides long. RefSeq lists its product as uncharacterized. The coding region runs from base 11711 to 14617 and encodes 968 amino acids. The transcript is spliced from 9 exons. NCBI's taxonomy places the organism in Eukaryota, Metazoa, Arthropoda, Insecta, Diptera, Culicidae. The record is from RefSeq and is a predicted model, not a curated record.
ACAAAAUAAAAUCAAAAGCUAGUGACAACUUGUGACAGAUUUUCUGUGUUCUCGAAUAGCGUUUUAUGAGUGUGUAUGUGUGUGUUUAACGAUCCAAAAAAUUAAAUCCUGUUUUGUGAGAAGCUGGGUCUAAUUUGUGUCCACAGAAAAGAAAAAGUAUGCCAAAAACCUCAUGCCACGAUUUCUGUAGAUGUUAAUGUAAUUUUUUUGUUUUGGACCCCGAGGGAAAUAAUGAUAAAAUAGUGCUAACAAGAUGAUAAGAAUAUUGGCAGAAUUAAGAAACGUUUUUAGCAUGUUAGUGAAGUUUUAAUGCAGCAGAUUGAUUGAAAGUGCGAAUGCUGUUUGGUGCGUAAAAUUAUCGCCUGUUGCGUUGAUCGUGAUCACCACCGUAAAUGCUUGCGAUUAAACGUUACAAACAAAAAAAUAAAUGACAACUUUCAACUCACACCCUUACAGUUUCGCAAGGUGAUAUUUUUUUUUUUAUUCGGAAGUAAUCGAUCCUUCUCUUCGACGUGUUAUUUUUCAUGUUUGAGUAGUAACAGUGUGGUUAGUGCAUAAUAUCGUGCGAUUUCCUCGUUUAUUCGCAUAUCGUACGACUGUACGCGUUACAGAGUGAUGGAGUGGUGGUGUGUAACUGUGAGUGUAUUGUUUCCCGAAGAUAACCAAAGAAACGCCGAACCUUGAUCAAAGUACCGAUCCGAAAGGCCUCCGUUGGGAAGGUGCGUUUUGAUCAAUGUUUCCCACACACUGCGCCUGGCCCCAAAACGGUCCAACAUCACACAAUACCACACGAGCAAAUAGCACACCAUUGCAUACGAUCGAGCGUAUUCGAUUCACCACCACGACAACCGCGGAAUGCAAUCGAUCGUACGCGUGGUAGCAGCAGCGACUUUGACUGUUUUCUCCACCUUGCAAGUAUGUGCAAGAGUCGGCGGCCCAGGACGCACUGCUCGGAUUCGCUUUAAUUCGACCGAUCGAUCGGAGCGAUCUCGGCUGUGAAGCGGUGUAUGUACACUUGAUAUGCCUCCGGCCGGUCCGUGUAUCUGUCGGCGCGUGGGUGUGUUGCAGCCUGACGAAAGCAAGGCCCAGUUGCAGCGUCUGAUAGCUGCUGCUGCAGGUUCCCUUUCGUUUGACAUGUGUACGUGUGGUGCGCGCAACCAGCGAUACCGAUCUGAUCCGAUACAAUAGUGCACACGCGUCUAAAUGAUGCUAUCUCUUCUUCGUAGUGAAUUUAAUAGAUGUUUCCCCACCGAACAGUGUAGUUUGCAUAUAGCGAAAGGCAACGAAUAUUGCUAUAUAAUGUCAGAAGGUGUAUUAGUCUCCACGAUUGGCGGCUUGCGUUAUCAUUAGUUGUGUCUCAUCAUGCCACAACAUAAAGCUUCUUUUUGACCGUAAAUUCGUUUUCUCCUUCCGUCCGUUUGUUGAAAAAGUUACGUUAGCAGUUUGUUCCCUCUUUCUCCCGCAUGGAAGUCGUAAAGUUGUCCAUCCGGCUGGGUAACGUUGGGGCUAAAAUUUACCCCAAAUUUCAGCACUUCCAGCGGUUAAUCUCGCGCUUUUGAUCAGCACGGCUUUCGCCAAACAUGCAUACCUACGCACACAUGGAAAUAGCACACAUCCGAGAAGCUCGUAUCAAAGGAAGUGAAACACGGCGAACGAAAAUCCUUCUUUUGCAGCAGUCCCCAAAAACCAGUACCCCUUUCUGUCGGGUUGAGUCGAAGGUGCGACCGGUUUUUUUUUUCGUUGUUUUGUUUUUCACCUUUCUGGAGGGAGAAAGAUUGGUUUGCAAAAAUUAACACGACUGUCACUGGCCCAUCUCUGCUGGUCCGCGGAAACAUUUGCUACGUUCCCGGCAGGAAGCGAAUGGAGCCACCAAAGUAAUACCCAAAAGACAUAGGUCGAUAAACAACACACAGAAACAACUGUUCAUAAAAUAUCCAUCCCCAUUAUCGUAGCGCAGGAGGAGAAUUUCUCUGUUUGCUACCAAAAAAAACACAUACCAAGAAUGCCACAGCAUCAUUUCAACAGCCAAAAGAGCAGCUCCUCAUCACUGACGAUCGGGAAAGGAUGAGUGUGCCAGCGCUUGUGCCAUAAAUGAAAGCCACAAAAAAAGUUGCAUACCCGCAGGUUCCGGAACCUUUUUCCAAAACAAAAGCCCUUAAGACACCCGCUAGCCUACCCUCUCUGGUGCGGGGUGGUGGUGGGCAAGCACAAAAGAAAUAACCGUUUUUGGACAGCAGCAAAAUUGUCCGACCACAACGGGGUAUAACCCCUCGUGCGGUUGCACGUUACGGUACAUUCCACUGCUUCUUAACAGCAAUGGGUUUUCAUCCCUUAAUGGUUUACACUUGAUGGGAAUGUAAAUGCUUCGGCCCCAUUGGGCCAAUUUUGGGACAAUAAGUGUCGAAACAAGUACAACACCUUUGGCCGAGGAAGAGCUUGAUGAUGAGCAGGAAAACCCGAACAACCACGUAUGGUAGGUAGGUGGUGGCUCAAUUAUUAUUGUGCCCUCAUCUCUCACAUAAAAAACGGGAAGAAUUGGUUUUUGGGCAGACUUUCUUAUCAAAGGCGCUCGGGGAGAGGGUCCUUUUCGUUUUUGGUGGAUCCUAUCUCAGCACACUUUUACUGCGUUGGUUGUAGUUUUUUUUCUUGUUGUUAACGGAAGAGAGAUCGGUUGACGAUCAGCAACCGGUUCACUGGAGAAUGUUAAUUUGCGUUAAAAAAAGGAAACCCAAACAUCAGAUGAUGACGCAUCACAUGGGCCUAUAAUAUAUCUUCUCCGGUUCAUCGUCCUUAUUGCGAAAUGGUUUUACCUACAUGGUUCAAUAUCAACUUUUAAAGCAAUUUGAAGUUUAAAACUGACAUUUAUUAUGCACUAUAGAGUGAUCAAUUCAACCACAAAAAACAUACACAUAACCAGUCAUCAUACUAUUGACUUUGACUUUUAGCCACACAUCAAAAAAAGCAAAAAAUUGUCCUUCAUCCUAGCGGUGAGAAGCGGAUAGCCCAGUUUGAACAGACGAUGUUAUCUCCACCGUCUCCACUGCCUGUUACAGAUUUAUUUGCCGGGCGUGUGUGAAUUGUUUUCAUAAUUAAGGUCACCAUUGAUUGGUAUCGAGCCGGAAACUCCAAACAUAUGUCCGAACUUCGUUCGUUUCUGUUUGUGCACCGAUGUCCAAAUUUAGACAAGCUGCCUGGCUGAAUGCAAUAGGAGAGAUUUUAUCCCCACAAAACCACACAUCUGGGCUGAAGUUUUGAUAGUAAAAGAAGACCGGUUUUUUUUAAACCAAAACGAGAUGAUCAUCAAAUGAUUAGUUAACGACUUAUUUUGCGUAUAGGUAAGCUAAUAUUUUGUGAGGUAAUUGGAAGUUUAGAAUUGAAGCUCAACCAGGAAUUUGAAGUAAUCAACAUUUGAUUUUUGCACAACUAAACUAGUUUCCUUGUUAACAAAAGAUAUGAAUAUUCAUUCAUUUUAGUCUCUUUCUUUAUAAACUUUGGCACCGACAGACAGGUAAUCAAUUAUCUAAAGAAAAAUAAUUGUUAUACUACUCAUUAUGGGGUGUUACAGCAGUUCUUUAAUAAAUUUCUGCUUUUAGAAACACUUUUACAAUAACAAAAUAAUUGCUAAAGGAUAUGUAAGUUAAUAGAAAAAUGUUUCUUAAAAAAUAAAAAAGCAAAAUUUCCAAAAAAUAUUCGUUCAUCUACGGGUUUUGACUGUUUUCCAGCGAACGAACGAAAAAAAAAUACUUUCACACCGUAGACCGACUUUUUCACCCAGAGGACCCACUCUCGUCCAAAAAUAUCUCUAGAGUCCUGGAAGUAAACGAGCCACUCAAACCGAACCAUUCAACUGUUCACUGCUCACCUCAUCAAUACCUCGAUCGAGAAAUCCACCCCAAAAAGAAACAUGCAAAAAUGCAUUUGAAAUUAAUAUUUCUUUUCUCAAGGACACAGCCAAGCAGUAGCACAAACAGCACUACCAUGCUUGUCCGACGGGGCCAGCCUAUUCUGCGUCACCUUUCUCAUUCACCUAUUGUUGUGCACGCGCGCCGUGUAGUACCACCACACCUUCUGCAUCAUCCACACUUGCGCUGGUGGAUUCCAUGAUCCGUGGAAGUAGCCGAGCUGCGUACAUAUUUUGUGUGUAAAUUCUUUUCAACACCUCUUCACCCAUUUCCCAUCGGUUCGGUUGCCACCGUUUACGGUGCUUUGGGGAGGUUGUUGUUGGGGCCAAAAGCCAGCACAACACCAUCAACCAACAACAAAAACACACGCUUGUCCUUACGUAACCGUCUAGCGGAUCAUUAUUAUCGCACUUUUUUCUUAAACUUUGCUGCUGCUGUUUUGUUUGCAUCGCAUCCACCAAGAAAAAGAUCAAUUACAUGCUCUCGGCGCAUACAUCGGCGGGCCCCAUGCGAACCACCUUACCCCAAACAUCUGUGGGAGAAAAGACCAACCCGCGCCCGAGGCAUAGGCGGCCUCUUCACUUCAACAUAAGUCUAGCAGACAGUGCAAGAGAGAGCGAGAUAGAGAGAGAGGGAGAGAGAGAAAGAGCUCUUGUGCGUUGACCGUCAGCGCCCACCAACCGUUCAUAUACCAUCAUGAUCAAACCGCAUAAACAUUGAAACAUGCCAACAAAACCUGCCGCUUGCGCUCACAAUCACAUUCAGGCACAAGUUUGCGCCCCGAUUCGUGAGAGAAUUUUUUUGUUUUUUGCUUCACUCCUCUUGUUUUAAGGAAUUUUGUGCACCUCACACCACAACAUACCAUGUCCCAGCCCGCCGACUCCGAAAGGAACGGGAUGUGGAGGGCAUGUUGUUUGGCAAAACACCUUAAGACAGUGUGUGAGCACCCAGAGGGAGCAGCAAAAGCUCUCUAUAUUAGUGGGCAACAAAGUUCACCCCACAAGUCAUCUUUGGCGGAGAAGCUGUUGAACGUUGUAAGAUGCCGGACCUCCAGAUGGCGAUGGUUGGUUCAGCUGACUGGUAGGUUAAUUCCAAAGGUUAUCGUCAAAUCGACGAUGAAGUGUGCGAAGGGUUUGAGAAGCAACUCAGCGUGAUGAAGAGGUCACCAACGGGUGAGGUUCAUGUCUAGCUCGUAAAACCUUUCCUAUCGCUAUCGAUGUCCACUGAAACGGUCGGUCGCGAGCAAACUCUAAGCCGUUUUGAGUACAUGGGAACGGAUAAGAGGUUUGGACACGUUUUGGAAGGACCAGUAGUGGUUUGGUCGGAACGGUCAACGAUUGAGUAAUUGUGGCUUUGGCAUCGCUUCUUUUCUGUCUUGCUUUUUUACAUCUAGUCAACCAUCCAAACGAGAUUAUCAGGAACAUUCUUUACGAUGUAUAUUAUAGCCUAAAGUUUAUUCAAAACCGGAAACCGUUUUAUCUUCAAUUGAUCUCUUGUAGUCACAUGUUGUUUGAUCCAGUGAUUUAUCAUUUUGGUUACGUCUUCAACACACAUAAAAUGCUUACGACAAAAGGCAAGAUCGUUCAAAGCACUGCAAACCUACUGACCUCUUCAGAAACUCCACGCUUUCUGGGGAUCCCACGACAAUCUCAAGACCUGAGACCUGAAUGAACUCUCGCAUUCACAUAGGAUUAGGUUUGAAAUCAUAAAGGGUUUUAAAUACCAACGCUUAUUCAGCGAUGAGCAAGCUUUCUGUACGAAAUACCCAAUGGAUGACCUACUGAAAAUAAAUAAGCUUACACUUUUGGGACCAGUUGAGUUCAGAGUAGAGGAGUUGAUAUUGUAGGAUUCAACUAUACGUCCAUAUCUGGUGCAAAUCUAGAUUAUCGGUCAUUCAUGUCACAUAUAUUGGCGACCAUUAGACAUGAUCAGUCAACUAGCUAGAAAAAAUUUUAUUUGUAACAAAAACUUAGCCAUUUACAGUUUUAUUACUACAACCAGAUGUCCAAAGAAAAUUAAACUUGAAAGUAAUCAAAUACGUUCUGCUUUAAUCAUCUUUCUACAUAUCUUUUACUGCCUUUUUACUAUCUACUGACCUUUUCAUCACGAUCAUGAUAUCAAUAAUGUUUCCCAUCAACGAAGGAAAGGUCAAAAAGUCUGCGAUGUUGUUGUUUUGUAGAUGAAUAUUUUUAAACGAAAACACCCGUGCAUAUCCGUAAAAUGUUAUAUAGCAAAACAAAAAUGUUAAAUAUCAUUCGUACAAAAUAAAAACCAAAACCCGAACUGCUUGCCGAACUUAAGUUUUGUGUAGUAGUCCGAAAGCCAAUGUCGCCCAAUUUUUAUUGGGUAUAAUAUCAAAGAUAUCAAAGCGCAAAGUGCGCACAUGUCACAUAAUACAGCUUCCAGAAGAUUCGCUUUCCAAACAGAGAUGAUGUCAAAAAUCGAUCUUCGUUAGAAUUUAUCCAUGGCAAGUCGCGAUCUUCUCCUACCUUGCCGCCGCGUAUAUGCCAAUUUGAUCUUCUACCCAGAUUUCCUUCUGGGUCGCAAACUCCAUAAUCUCCUCAACGCAACAAACCAUCACAACAGAAAACGGUCCUCCUUCCCUUUCUACACUUUGCCUUCGCUUGGUCCUUCCUUUCCUCCUUCUCCCACCCACCAAAUUCGUUGGAGACCGGUUUUUCGGGGGGACUUUUUCGUAUCAUUAUUGUUCGAGACUUGUUGUGUUGUCCACCAUCGCGCACCCGGUUCCAUGAGCACACACAUUCGCGCGACAGUGUUUCAGGUGCAGCAUUCGUCAUUCGGGGUCUGUCCGGUGGGGGGGGAUUUCAAUGUGGCGUGAGAGGGAAGCGAAAACUUGUUUCCACUAAAAAGUCAGCACGCAGCUAGCAAAGGGGCUACACCCUGCAAUACGGGGCCAAUCAGCCAGCCGGUCACAACACUAAGCGUCAGCAGGUGCCUAAGACUAUUGUGAACGAUAGUGGAUUAUGGUGCUUGUUUAUAUCUUGACCGGUUGUACACGCCACACCAUGGAUGGACAAAAAUAUAGAAAUAGAAAAAUCCAGAGAAAAACUGUCGAAGUUCUGUCGUCGAUUUACCAACUUUUGGAAGCUUUAAAACUACAAAAUUCCUUCAAUUUAAAUCUCUAAUAAAAUGCCACUCACGACACAUGACAUGAGAGUAGCCGCCACAGAUACAACAAAUGGCUCACCCACCACCGGAUGGGCUGACUCCACCUGCAGGAAGGUGACCAAACAAACGUGAGUUAUAUCACACCGGCCUUCUUCCGUUGCAACAUGGACGCCGGAAGAACUCACCCGCUGCUCACUUUAUUUACCGUGGUCUAACCUUCCUUUUCGGGGCCACACAGUAGCCCGAGUGUCUUUGUGAUCGAUUUGAACGUUUUUUGUGCUUCACACAAAUCCACUGUGUAACGUGUUCCUGCAAACAGUUCAAUAGUUACCGAUGUUAAACUCCUUCAAAAAAAAAAGGAAACCCCACCACAUUGUGUUGGUCAGGGUUUUGCGUCCUACCAGCGCAUCUUCUCAAACCAUCAACGGUCUAGCACCACGUACAUCGGGACUGCUGCCAGCGCGGACGAGCGAUCAACCAGGCAAAAAUGUGACAAUAUACGACAUGCAUAAAAGCAACUUCAUUUGCAAAUGCCGUGCCCCUGUGUGUUUCCUUGUUGUACUGCUGUGCAAACGAGGCGUCACAGAAACACACCGCUAAACGUUAAACCAGCGGAAGAAUUUAGUGUAACCGGACGGUUUGCUGAAAACAUGCUUGAAAUACGUUGCUCGCCGUUGGUAGCCAUCCAUCGUGACCAAGAAAUAAUGUGACAAAACCGCAACGGGGUAAUUCUACAAUCCGGGUGGUUGUAUUGAUUCGGGUAAGGUGCGGUUUUUUCUUUGCUUGCGCUGGGUCAUUACAAAGUGGCGAUAAACCAAAGGUUUGGUCAGUUUCUGGCAGUGCCACACAACAAGGAUGUAUAAAUAUACUAAUAAUGGAAAUAAAUGUUAGCAGAGCCGAAGCCGAGUUCGUUCAAAUAUAAAUAGAAACUGAUUUACAUUGUUUUUUAAAUAAUACAAUUCUGCAAUAUAAUUGUAUUUGCUUCCAUGGGAAAUAUAUUUUUGUGGUCAGAAUACACGACAAUAUUUUAUUUUAUCCACUUACUUCUUUAGGACCAAUAAAUGACAGGAUUUACGCAAUAAUUAUUUCUAGUUAAUCGCGUUGGUAGACACUCCCUUCACAUGUGGUCUGUUUUAUGUUUUUUUUUUUGUAUUACUUCGUGUAUUGUCUCUUUUGUAAACUGUUAAAACCCAUUCCAAAAAGGGAAUUAAUUAAUCUUUCUACUGCACAGUGAAAGGACCAAUAAUCGACAUGUCAAUUACAAGCGAACGAAAGUGAACCAUUUUUUUCCCUUCAAUUAUCCAAUUCCACUGUCAGCUGACUCGCGAUCAGGUGACUCGAUCAGGGUGGUGAUACGUGUAUCAUCGAUGUAACACCAUCAGCAGUGUUAACCCAGAUCCACUCAAACUUGCUUUAUCUGUUGAACUUUUUUUCUCUCACUGCUUCGUGUUCCCGCUUACGCUACACCGUUGGCCACCAGUCUGAAGGUCAUGACGCCUUUCACUGGGCGCUGCUGCAGUGGUCAUCAAACAAUCUUGUACAGAAGCUGAGCCGGCUUUACAGCUCAUAGCACGACUCGGUGAAGUUUAUUCCCUACUGGGAAAGCGGAUGUAGGUCGUUCAGCAUAGGGCCACCGAAUGUUGGUGGAGCAAUAGGCGAGAAAAAGAAAGUUACGAGAUAGCACGAUCUCCCGUAAGGAUUGCGAACUGGUACAUUAUAUCACACGUCGUGUUUAUCGUGCUUUGAUUACAGAAUUUGUCUGUAAUUGUUUGUCUUGCUUUGUGUUAAAUAUGGAGCUUUGUUUUUAUGUUAUAUAUGACACUUGCUUGUUGUGAUCUUACUCCACACAGUUCCCUCUUUUCUGUUUCUGUUACACUACAUCCACGGAAGCUCUCUUUGAGCCAUUCUUUGAGAUUUCUUCCCACUAGACAGGAUAAGAAGCUAAUGGAUAGGAAUUGGUAACGAAAAUGUCGCUUAAAAUGAUCGACUUUGCACAGGGUUUUCAAUUAAUGCACAUUACAAAACACAAAAAUACACCUGUUUCCACAAAAGGACAACACAUUUAAUUCCAUAUUUUGCAGUGAAACAGACACACACCUAACGGAAACCUUUACACUAUGCCAAUGUUGUGCCAAUGUUCCAAAGAAAACGAGUCACAAUACGCAAUAAAAAUGGCAAACAUUAAAAAGUCAACCCGAAGCGACCGUCCGCGUCGGUUGUCACCCCAUUAGGAUGCAGCAUUCUACCACCCGAGUUAUUUAAAUGCGAGCAACUUUAGUGACAAUUGUGAGGACACAAUUCACUCGUCGCCUAACAAGGGAAACGCAUAAUUUCCAACGCAAAUGAAGAAACUCGCCAAAACACCGGUGGGUGCUUCAUAUUUCAUGCUGCGGCUUAUUCAGUACUGUAAGCUAAAAUGAAUGGGAAACAAGAGUGGCCUGGCUACACUGCAUAGGUGUCACAUUUUCAUAGCCCAACAAAUCAACACACGUUUUACAGAUCCGAUUCUAGCGCCUAGUGGAGACCACAUGCCACAGCUAGUCUCAGUGGGUCAUUCGAAAUAUUCCCCAGCGUUUGACAACAGGAGGAAUGCAAAUUGUGUAGAAUAAAGAAACAUUAGAAGGUGCUUGAAAUGCGUACAUAUAUUGAUACAGUCACCAUAUAAGAAGGGUUUGCGACAAACUCUAAACCCAUCAAUUUCAUCUCUAUGUUGAAUGGACUUAACUCAGACCUUUGAAGCAAACGUUUAGAAAGGUAAACAAUACCAUACCACAUCAGAAAUCAAAAUAAUAGUGUCACAAAUAGUUUGCAACACCGCUCUGUAACAACUUGCCUUUCUUUGACGAGUGAUUCACCACGGGUGGUCUCACCAUUCGCCUGCUUUGAUCAGGUGUUUGCGGGGCUCCACUCAAUGAUCGUAGUGCCGGAACACCAAGCAAAGCAGGCAUGCCACCUUCAGAAACUGUAAAACAUGUGGGAGCUCAGUAGGUACAUGCUAAGAGUACCAACCGGGUGGCUGCCAGUUGUUCAAAUGGGGAUAGAAAAGCUCUGCAAGUCUACGGUAAAUAUGAUGAAUUAUAAUUCAACAAUCAAAAGAACGAUCUAUAAAGCUAUGAUACGCGAAAGAGAAGGAAAACAAUCCGGAAGUGAAACAGUUCAGUUCAUCAUCAACAUCCAAGUCAAUAUACGAUCGAUAGUGAGUGUGAGGUUGAGAUGCAUUUGAUGCACGACACGAAAGUUAAGCUCCUCUAUGCACUGUGAGGCAAAUUAUGUUGCUUAUUGUGUGUGUUUUGAUGCACUAAACUUUCGUUUUCCGCAGUGAAGUACCGCAUGAGAGGUAUGAAUUAUGACUCCUCAGGUUGCAACACAAUGCUCUUCACCAGAUUAAGUUUUCCCACCGAACGAGCGAUUUUAAUGUUGCCAAUGUGCACCCUAUUUUAUACACCGAUGGUGCAUUCAUUUUAAGGAAGUUCAGGUAUUUUCGCAUUAAUGUUUUUAGCUAGAGGAAAUACACACAAAUAAACCGUUAAAGUCUCCGAUUACGUCAACUAUAGUGUAACAGAUUAGUUUUAUAUUGUCCAAGAAGCAGUGAUUAUUAACCCAAAAUUUCCAAUGUUUCUACUGAUUCUAGUGACAUUUAAGUUAAUACAAAAAAUUGUGUAACAUAAAUGUGUUCCAAUAUAACCAUCAGAAAUCAAAUUGCAAUUUAAGAAAACUAAUGCACUCCAUUGAUUUUAGUUAUGUUUUUUGUGUUUUUCAUAUCUGAUUAUAUUAAUUUACGCAGUAAAAUUAGUACAUCUGGCUUAUAUUAGCAUUUCUUUCUUAUUUGUCUUGAUUACAACUUCAUCGCUGACCGUCAGCUCGUGGCUGAUAAAUUAUCAUCCUAUUUUCGUUCGGACAAAAACCGGCCCUAACAUAAACCUGUCGAUUUGGUGUGUGGAAACUACAAAAACAUAUUAUUAACGCUAGGGCAGCGUAUGGUGGUGACCACGACCCGCGAAUAUAAAGGCACACAAAAAUAGCCUUCCACCGGUCGAAGCAACACGACAAGCCGGUGCAGACUGUUUACUACCAAAACAGUUACCAUUACCACCCCGCCGCGGUUACAAUGGUGGCGCGGGCUAUACACGCGGUCACCAGUGUAACCGCAAUGGGCCAUACUGGUCUCUGAUCAGCGCAGAGGAGCUUCGUACGUGAGUGAGCCCCUGGAGCACGUUCAAGGUGUACCACUAACUUUCAGUCGACUGUCGCACACGGUGGCUUACGGGUGGCUUACUCAAAAAUACGGAGACGACGCACACAGUGUUGUCGCCGAGUGACGGAUCUCUUCAUGCAAAGGGAUUGUUGUUGUUUCUAUCUCGAGAACCGGCUACGGCAAACCUGAGCAACGAUCCGCGCAAUCGCUUAAGCUGACCGGCACAAAAGGGCAUUAGUUAAAUAUGGUGACAAACUUCAGCAAAAGACUUUGAGCUAUGCAGCCAAUUAACCCACAACGAUAGAUUGACCGAAGUUACUUUAAUGCUAUUGUGAUUUUUAAUGUGUACCUCAAGUGUUACGAUAUCGUUACGGAAGUACGAGGAAGAGUCUUUUUCGAAAACAAUCCACAUAACUAAACAGUGAAACAUCGCUUCCGAAACCUGCACGAAAUUAGCGUGAAUUCAAAACUAAGAACCACCAUCAUGUAUCCUCCGAUACUAGUGUUAGUGUUAGCGUUAGUGUCCAUCUCCCGCCAAACCUCCACCCUGGAGCUGCAGGAAGAUGACGGUCGGGAAAGUGACAGCUAUUCUAGUUCCUAUGGAAGCUUGGUGGCGGCUGGCACUGGGUCACUGCUUUCAUAUAGUGGUAGUACGGGUGCAAUGCAGGAUGAGGCUGCUACUAUUACGCCUAAUACCGUAGCAGCUGCACCGUCCAUCAUACUACCACCAAGUGAUGUGCUAGACAGUGUAUACUAUCAACCUCACAACAAUCCCGAGCACCAGUAUCGUGAUCCACUCGGUAGUAGCGAAGAAGAUCGUGCCAUUUACCCCGAUAGUAACAACAGUUCGGAGCUGAGCGGGGUUGACGAUCAGUACCUGACUACCAGCAGUAGUUCCCUUCUUGACUAUGGGUCCAGUUUACUUACAUCGAGUGAACGAAACGAUAGUGCCGAAUCCGUACAGUCCUCGAGCACAGACAAUGAAGCUCGUGCUAGCGUUCCACUGGCGUUUGUGAGUGAACACGACGAACCAGUGCGUGAAUCACCAGAAGAUCAACAUCUUCACCGGGCGGUGCACCAUCAUUCCCGUGAGGAACCUUCGCUAAGCAGUAGAGCUUUGGAGCACCAUCAUCUGCACCAGGAUUUGCCUUCGGAAACGACAAACCAUCUUUACAACGGUGUCGACACUGGCAGCAGUGGUGGAACUGGAGUUAACGAUAGUGCCGAACAUUUCACCUCAUCCGAUGGAGAGAACAAUGUGGAAGAUACGCAGGAAGACGAUGUUCUGCAGCUAGCCACUACUACCACGGUUCCUCCGGGGCCGUUAGUUGGUACGAGCCCUGACCAGGACGGUAACGUUGAUCAUCCGCCGGCCGUUCUGCAUCCUCUACGACCCACAAAACCAGUCCCGGCAUCGAAUUCCGGCGGCAGUGGUAUCGACGAGAGCAAACUUUCCAAACCGGAACUGUUGGCACAGCUGAUCGCUGACAAGAACCUACGGAUGCCGAUCGCAUUUCUCGUUGACACAUCGAAUGAUUCGCUAGCCUUUACCAAGAAGGUACUGGAGGCAUCUCUUGUACCGAAGUCACCGCUCGAUGCGAUCCUGAUGCGCUACAACGCUACCGGUAUAUCCAAAUCCAUUACGUUCCGCAACACAAAGUCCCUAAUGGAGGCGGUCAAUUUACUGCAGCCCAGUUAUGAUCGUGGUGGUAGCGAGUACUACAGCAUACUACGUACCUCACAAGAGAUACCGUACGACAGUGCUAUCUUCCUAGCGACCAGCAGAGCAACUACCGACUCACAGCUUUCCCGCAUGACAGCGCUCACCUUGCUCAAGAAACGGAUUCGGCUCUACGUUAUCUGGUUCGGUGAUGAGAUUGUAGACAGCAAGCAACAGUUGGAUCAACCAAUGACCAACCAGACGGCACUGCACGAACUAGCCCACAAGACCGGUGGUCGUGUGAUACACUUCGAAAUUGAUCGAUAUUUUGGCAGCAAUCCGGUGUUGACAACCCUACUAUCCCAGCACGAUCUGCACGGAACGCAAUCGAUCCCGGUCAGUGUCGGGGAAGAUGUGAACAGCUUGUACUUCAAGUUGCACGGUCACAUCGACCAGGCCACGCUGGAAACGCCCAACGGAACUGUAAUUGAUUUAUUUCAUGACAAGAAGCACAACUACACUACCGAAAAAAAAUCACAUCCAACCGAGAUGGUCAUAUUAACCGAAUCGAAAGAAACUCCUUUGCUACUGUACCAGCUAAACCAAGCACAACCGGGACACUAUCGGUUAAACGUAACCUCCUCAAGUGCUCCAGGGAAUUACUACAACAUUACGAUAAAGACUGCACAGAUCUAUUGGCAUGGAAUCGAUCUUUAUGAAGUGGGACCGGUUGCAGCAACAGUACCGGAGCUGUGGGAAAAGGAAGCGGAAGAGUCACUGAGUAAUGCUGUGGAAGGAAAUAUAAACCUUCAACCUUACUCUGGUGGAAGCUCAAAAUUGCCAAAAUCGAAUAGUGACGAGCAUCGGUUUGCGCGCCAAACUGAGUUGAUCGAUGAAGAUAGCGGCAUCAUCAGUGGCCGUGCAUCGAUCCAAGCUAUCACCAAGGUUGAUGUUGGCGUUAACUCGCAGUUGAUUGGAGCCCGCGGACAAGCUCUUCAACUAUACUUUGAAGUUACGAACUAUCGGCAGACCCCCAUAACGUACUUCUUCCGCGUAACGGACGAGCUGGCGUUCCUGCGAUCGCUUAAUCCUGGACAAGUGACACUGAGCCCUGGACAGUCGAUAAUCGUGACGGUCGCCCUAGUAGUGACACCAACGGCUGAAAUUGGUUCGCGAGACAAGGUAACCUUCUCCACCACCGGUGUCGAUUCGGUUUCACAGUCAGCAUGGGUCACUGUGUCCGAUUCGGCUGGUCUAGCCGACAGUACCCGCCCAUCGCUCUGGUACACCUACUCCAGUCGUUGCGAGUUCCGAUCAACACCUGCCACCUGUACCGGAGCCUUCUGGACGCUCGAGGUGAUGGCACGCGACUGGGAGACGGGACUGAUGCGCAUCUCCUCGAACCCAGCCGGUUUGCUCUAUAAGACACCAUUUACAGCAGGCACACGGGACGAGGUGCGUGCCAGUUAUACCGCUUCCUGCUGCCAACCGCGCGUAACCAUAACAGCGUACGAUGUCAGCCGAAACGUGCGCAGUCUUAAUCUGGACGUAACAGACAUCUGGCUCAAUGAAGCGGGCAUCGCUGCGGUCGUACUUGGUAUACUACUGUUUAUCGCGCUGAUCAUUCUGCUCGUACUGCUCAUACGAUACUGCAUUCGCAAACGACGACAAUCGAAAGAGUUACCCAUCUACCGGGGUGGUGAAUCCCUGAGUACGCGUCGUGCCAAGUGAGCGGCUUGGUUUUAAAGUUAAAUAGUUUUAAGAACAUUGUGUUUCUUCAUAUGUUCUCCUCGCUUUAGUUCGUAAUAAGUCCGCUAACAGCAGCCAGAUUCAUUUCUAACGCAAAUGUGGUAGAUACCAAAAGUUACCUCCGAUGAGAAGAAAAAAUAAAUAUAACAUUCAUAAGCUUAAA